AUGGGACACAGAGAAUUGUUCAGAACAUCAAUGGAGGACUCAUCAUUCAUGGAUCCAUUCACUGCAACCAGUGGACCUGGUCCAUACCACGAGAAGCAUCCCAAGACCAUGAUACCACCACCUCCAAACUUCACUGUUUGGACAAAACACCCAGUUGUUCGGCCAAAUUUCUUUAUAUUGCCGAGAUCAUUCGACAAAAAUAAUCUUUAUUUAAUUACUAAAUCCGUAGGUGAACGAACAAUAGGUGUUCUAACAAAAUUAGACCUCAUGGAUGAAGGAACAGAUGCUCGGGAAAUUUUGGAGAAUAGAAGUUUCCCACUCAAAAGAGGAUAUAUUGGAAUCGUUAGUCGAAGUCAGAAAGACAUUGACACAAGCAAAGAUAUUAAGGCAGCAUUACAAGAGGAAAGUGUGUUUUUCAAAAAUCAUCCAAAUUACAAGCACCUAGCUCACCGGAUGGGAACAAAAUAUCUUCAGGAGACUUUGAAUAAACAGCUUAAAGCUCACAUUCAAGAACGUCUCCCCAGUGUUAGGUCAACCUUACAGCAUCAGCUGAUAGAUAUGAAAAAAGAACAUGAAAAACUCAAAAACCUUUUUGGUGAAGCUGACGACGCUGGUAAAAUUAAAUUCAUGACAUCAAUAGUUUACAAUUUCGCUGACGAAUUUAAGAAAAAGCUUGUUGGACAGACAGAAACCGCAAGUAUUCAAAAUGUUGACGAAGGAGCACAAAUCAAUGAUGCUUUUUACAAUGAUGUUGCCCAGCUACUAAACCUGGAGUUGAUGCCAAACGAUGAAGAAUUGGCUGUUGUUAUUAAGAAUAUUCACGGCUAUAGGACACCAUUGUUCACUCCAGGACUAGCGUUUGAUGCUGUUACUACAAGAUUGAUUGAGAAGUACAAAGUCCCUAUUGUGAUAGCUGUUGAUAUUAUUACUAACAUUAUGGCAAAUCUGAUUGAUAACUGUGCUCAAGAGCUCAAACGUUAUCCAAGACUUCGUGAUGAAGUGAUUUUCCGAGUGAGAAUUCGUCUUCAAAAACAGCAAGAGGUGACCAAGGAAAGGUUGGAAAGUCACAUUGAUGCAGAAAUGUCAUUUUUUAACGUGAGGCAUCCAGAUUUUAAUAGAAACGGAACUCGGUCGAAGCCAAUAAAGAAAAGUACUGAAAGUGAACAGAACGUGGAAGACGAAGUUGUUAUCAGAAGAAGAGCACAUAAACAGCAUUUGUCAGGCUACAUGUACAAAGCAGGAGUUUUGGAAAUGUUAAUAAGAACAGGUAUGCGGAAGAUACAAAAACAAUACUACUGUGUUUUGAGUAGAGACUCCUUCAGCUGGCAGGCCAAAGAAACGGGAUUGGAUGGUGUGAACAGUGUACCAUUAACAAAUCUAAGAAUAAUUCCGGUGAUAGGCAAGGGCGACCAAAAAUUUCAGAAGAUUGUAUUGCUUCGCUCAGACGGCGUGCAUGUAUUUCAAAAUACCAGACAACUGGAAUUUAUAUGCUCAGAUCCCAUUGCAUUUAAAGAGUGGAUGGAAGCAUUCAAAGAAGCAAAUGUUCCUGGGGCACCCAUAGACCAAAAUGCUUGGGAAACUAUAGAUUCCGAUACUGAUUCUUCUUCAACAACUUCAAACGUACAGAGUCAACAAAAUACUCCAAUAUAUGAAAGAAUGCGCUUUCCUAAAGAGACCGAAGAACUAAUUAGUGUGGAAACAAGUUUCUUCCCAAAGAAGACUGAAAAUUCUGCUAGUUUGGAGUUACUCAACGAUCCAAACAUACAGAGCCAAGUGGACCAGUUAGUAGCUAUGAUUGAAUCUUACAUGAAAGUAGUAGCCAAGACGAUUCAAGACUUAGUUCCGAAAUACAUCAUGUUGUUCCUUGUAAAAAAUACUAUGACAUAUGCAACAAAGGAACUUACAGGAGAACUUGUAGCUGAUUGUGCUAUUGAAACUUUGAUGUCAGUUUGUGUUGAAGACGCUAAAAGACGAGAAGAGCUUAGUAUAGCGAUUGAUGCUAUUGAAACGGCACUGGAAAUAGUUGGUCAAGUUUGAUAGAACUGCCUUUAUUUGUCUUCAGAAAAGAAGUUGUAAAGGAUAAAUAACAUCUCAUCUGUUUUGGAAAUCAUUCAUUAAACAUAUAUAAUUGUAAGCAGUAUAUAGUUUAGCAUUCUGAUUAUAUACAUCUAAUUUCUAGUUGCUCUAUUUACGUCAAACGUUUAUCAAAAAGUUCAAAAAUGUUUUAGUUUCUGUAAGAAAUCCUAAAAGCAGCAAAUAAAAAUCAAAUCAAGUCACCAUUGACCAAACAAGUGAUGAAUAAAAAUUUACAAACAUGUGA
Limulus polyphemus (Atlantic horseshoe crab) is the source of this 2320-nucleotide messenger RNA. Its product is annotated as dynamin-1-like. The record is from RefSeq and is a predicted model, not a curated record. The transcript has 17 exons. The coding region runs from base 1 to 2037 and encodes 678 amino acids. Lineage: Eukaryota; Metazoa; Arthropoda; Merostomata; Xiphosura; Limulidae. Gene Ontology annotation, molecular function: GTPase activity; GTP binding; microtubule binding. Gene Ontology annotation, cellular component: microtubule; membrane; cytoplasm.